This is a messenger RNA of Hypoxylon trugodes, 1104 nucleotides long. Its product is annotated as glutathione S-transferase protein-like protein. The record is from RefSeq and is a predicted model, not a curated record. The coding region runs from base 97 to 858 and encodes 253 amino acids. Gene Ontology annotation, molecular function: glutathione transferase activity. The transcript has 4 exons. Lineage: Eukaryota; Fungi; Ascomycota; Sordariomycetes; Xylariales; Hypoxylaceae. Gene Ontology annotation, biological process: glutathione metabolic process.
UGUUUGUCGCUUACAUUUCCAUCCACCCAACACAUACGCCUAAUUAUACACACUAGAUUCUUCAUCAUUCUACGACUGAAUUGGCCCAUCGUGAACAUGUCCACACCUUAUGAGCUCAUAUACUGGAAAGGAGCACCGGCUCGUGGAGAACACAUCCGACUUUGCUUCGAAGAAACUGGAACACCUUAUUCCGAUACGGCCAGGCUUGAGAAUUGCAAUGAGAUUGUUCCUCAGUAUAUAAAAGCCGAUUAUCUCGGGGAUAAGAGCACCCCUCCUUAUUACGCGCCCCCUUUGUUCAAGCAUGGCGAUUUGAUGAUUUCGCAGACGAGUAAUAUUCUUAUGUAUGUGGCACCUAAGAUCGGACUUGCUCCGAAGACAGGCGACGAUAUUUAUAAGUUGAAUGCACUCGCCCUUACUGCGCUCGAUGGGUUGAGUAAUGAAGUGCAUGAUUGCCAUCAUCCUAUAGCCCAUGAUCUGUACUACGAAGAUCAAGUCGAGGAGAGUAUUCGGCGCAGUAAGGACUGGGUUAAGUCGAGGUUGCCUAAGCAUCUUGGGUUCUGGCAGAGGGUUAUUCAGGGCGAAUCUAGUGGGGAAGGCCCUUGGGUGUAUGGGGGGAAUUUGACUUACGUUGAUUUGGUUCUAUUCCAGUGUAUCGAUGGUGUCUUAUACGCCUUCCCAAGGGCUAUGAAGGCAGCUAAAGAGUCAGGGAAGUAUAAUCGGGUCUUUGAGCUGUAUGGUGCUGUCAAGGCUCGCCCGAGGAUUGCUGGGUAUCUCGCUAGUGAGAGGAGACAGGAGUAUACUAUUGGCAUCUACCGUUACUACAAGGAGUUGGAUGUGGUCGCGGAAGACUCGUCCUAAGAUGAGGGACAGUCAUGAGAUAUUUAGAUAAAGAGGGAGAGAAGAAUAGGUGAUGUGAAAAUCCAGGCCUGCCUAGUUAAGCUACCUAGGUGCCAAUAUUUAGUGGCACUUCCACGGUAAUCUAGGUGUCUACACAGUUAGGUGUAAGACGGGUUUAGGCUUCGAAGGGCCCUGUAACUCAUCGCCAACAAGUGAACCUAGGUACAUACUAUAGCCCCUAUCCUACGGGUAUAAGCACUACAGGCU